AUGGUGCGCCCACGGCGCAGCUCUGCUGCGAGUGAAGAGUCGGCUGGAACGGCUCGCGAUCAGGAGCUCGGAAGCAUGUACGAUUAUCUGGCCAAAAUCAUAUUACUCGGACCAAGCGGGAGUGGAAAAUCAUGUCUCCUCCACCGAUUUGUGAAGAACGAAUGGAGAGUCCUAUCCUCCCAGACGAUUGGCGUAGAGUUCGCUAGCAAGAUUAUCAAAGUUGGCACAGGAGCAAGGAGGAAGAGGAUAAAACUCCAGCUAUGGGACACAGCAGGAACCGAACGCUUCCGCUCCGUCUCACGCUCCUACUAUCGCGGUGCUGCCGGCGCCCUCCUCGUCUACGACAUCUCCUCGCACUCCACCUUCGCGAACCUUUCCUCCUUCAUGAACGAUGCGCGCGCGCUCGCCAGUCCCGAUCUCACGCUCAUCCUCGUCGGAAAUAAAGCAGAUUUAACAGACAACUCGAAUUUGAUAGACGCUUCCCUGCCACCUGCGACGCCGAGUAGUGUGGGAAGCAAGGAAUUCCCUUUUGGAGCAGGUGGAUCGGUGGGUAGCUCGACAAAUAUGGGACUUGGUGCGCAAUUACGCGCCACGGUUGCGGAUGGGCGCGAGGUUUCAGCGGAGACGGCGUCAAAAUGGGCGUCUGCGAAUAACAUACCGGUAUCUGUCGAGGUCUCGGCGUUAUCGGGGGAAAAUGUGGAAGAGAUAUUCGCCCGGCUGGCGAGGAUGAUAUUAACGAAGAUUGAACUAGGGGAAAUCGAUCCUGAUGAUCCGAUGUCAGGGAUUCAAUAUGGUGAUGGCGGGUGGAUAGGAGAUGGUGAUGGCGCGAGUGUGAAGAGUGGUGUUACUAUUGAAGGGGAGGGGGCGAGGAGACGGGGGAAGAAGAAGAAGAAUGCUUGGAUGGGUGGAGGCGUGAGGGAGUGGGAGGAGGUCUUCACGUUGAGUGGGGGAAGGAGGAGGAGGGGUGGUUGUUGUUGA
Messenger RNA from Glarea lozoyensis ATCC 20868, 978 nucleotides. RefSeq names its product P-loop containing nucleoside triphosphate hydrolase. Gene Ontology annotation, cellular component: endosome. Gene Ontology annotation, biological process: regulation of endocytosis. Gene Ontology annotation, molecular function: GTPase activity; GTP binding. The coding region runs from base 1 to 978 and encodes 325 amino acids. NCBI's taxonomy places the organism in Eukaryota, Fungi, Ascomycota, Leotiomycetes, Helotiales, Helotiaceae. The record is from RefSeq and is a predicted model, not a curated record. The transcript has 4 exons.